GGAUGAAGUACGAGCUCCAAUUCCACAAAAACAGGAAAUUUUAGUAGAGCCGGAGCCCUUGUUUGGAGCUCCUAAAAGACGCAGACCUGCGCGCUCAAUAUUUGAUGGCUUUCGGGAUUUUCAAACAGAAACGAUUCGGCAGGAGCAGGAGCUGCGGAAUGGAGGGGCAGUGGAUAAGAAGCUCACUACUCUAGCAGACCUCUUCAGGCCUCCCAUUGACCUGAUGCACAAGGGCAGCUUCGAAACGGCCAAGGAGUGUGGUCAGAUGCAGAACAAAUGGCUCAUGAUAAACAUUCAGAAUGUGCAAGAUUUUGCCUGUCAGUGUCUCAACCGUGAUGUCUGGAGCAAUAAGACUGUGAAGAACAUAAUCCGGGAACAUUUCAUUUUUUGGCAGGUAUACCAUGACAGUGAGGAAGGACAGAGGUACAUACAGUUCUAUAAAUUAGCAGACUUCCCUUACGUCUCCAUCCUGGACCCCAGGACAGGCCAGAAACUCGUGGAGUGGCACCAGCUAGACGUGACUUCUUUCUUGGAUCAACUGACUGGGUUCCUGAGUGAGCACGGACAGCUGGAUGGCCAUUCUACUGGCCCUCCCCAAAAAUGCUCUCGUUCAGAGAGUCUCAUUGAUGCCAGCGAGGACAGCCAGUUGGAAGCUGCUAUCAGAGCUUCAUUACAGGAGACACAUUUUGAUUCCUCACAGGCCAAGCAGGAGAGUCAAUCAGACGAAGAGUCCGAGUCGGAGCUUUUUUCUGGAAGUGAAGAGUUUAUUUCGGUUUGUGGAUCUGAGGAGGAGGAGGAAUCGGAGAUUCCUGCCAAGUUGAGGAAGACUGUGUACAAGGACUUUGGGUAUAAAAAAGAGGAGAGCCGGAGGCCUCAGUCUGAGCCCUCUGCAAGGACUGAGCCUGGGACGACAUCGAAUCACCGAGUGCUGCCCUGUGUUGAUGGUGGGAUACUGGAGGAGCCGACUCCCAAGCCUGAAAGUACGUUUCAGGGCGUAGAUGUGAAUG
Molecule: messenger RNA, 1007 nt
Organism: Tauraco erythrolophus (red-crested turaco)
Lineage: Eukaryota; Metazoa; Chordata; Aves; Musophagiformes; Musophagidae
Source: RefSeq, a predicted model, not a curated record